This is a messenger RNA of Bipolaris oryzae ATCC 44560, 1464 nucleotides long. Its product is annotated as glycosyltransferase family 31 protein. The record is from RefSeq and is a predicted model, not a curated record. Lineage: Eukaryota; Fungi; Ascomycota; Dothideomycetes; Pleosporales; Pleosporaceae. Bases 1 to 1464 code for a protein of 487 amino acids. The transcript has a single exon. Gene Ontology annotation, molecular function: glycosyltransferase activity. Gene Ontology annotation, cellular component: membrane.
AUGGAAAAGGUCGAAAGAGGAGGGGAAACGCCUAGAUUGCGGUCCCAAGUAGGGGGAGGUCAUAAGCGUAGGCGGACAAGAGGGGUAGUAUGGUUUGCAUUGUUGCUAUGCUUCGUGUACAGAUUUUGUUUACCGUGGCAGUAUCGGGCGUCGUUAGAGCAGCAAACACAGUGCCCCACGUUACCGAUAGUAACAGAUGACAUCCUCGUUGUUCUACGAACUGGCGCCACCGAGGCGCUGGAGAAACUGCCUGUUCAUUUCCAGACGACGCUGCGGUGUGUCAGCGACUACAUCUUGUAUUCUGAUCUGGAUGAAGAGAUUGCGGGACAUCAUGUGAAUGAUGUUUUCGAGGGUUCUGUCAGUGAGAGACUCAGGAAGUCGCCAUAUGCAGCGCAGGAAUUCGCACUGUAUGAGCGAAUUCGUACUCAAGGGAGACAGGACAUCGCCAAUGAGUCUUUGGGCGACCAUCGCGGUAGUGGGCCUCUUGGCGCGCAAGAUAAUCCGGCAUGGAAAUUGGAUCGAUUCAAGUUUCUGCCCAUGGUGGAUAAGGCGCUGAAGCAUCGACCGAGUGCGAAAUGGUUCGCCUUUGUAGAGGCAGAUACGUACCCGGUAUGGAAUAGUUGGGUGUCGUAUCUUACUCUCUUCAACGCCACUCUUCCACUCUACAUUGGCAGGCAAAUGUCCAUUGGCGACGUGAUCUUUGCACACGGUGGCUCCGGCUUUGUGCUUUCCAACCCAGCCAUGCGCCGCGUCGUCCAGCAGCGCGAGACGCACCCCACCUAUUACGACGACUACACAGCCGCAAACUGGGCGGGCGAUAUGGUGCUAGGCAAGAUACUCGCAGACGCCGAUGUGCCGCUAUUCUGGGCGUUUCCGCAGUUCCAGGGCGACCCCGUCAAUGCGCUCGAUGUCAAUGCGGUAGAGAUUGGGCGCCCACUGUGGUGUUAUGCCUCCAUGACUUAUCAUCACAUGCACGAGAGCAAAAUUCGUAGGCUGAGUACGUGGGAGAUGAGUCGCGCUGCUCAUCCACAAGGUGGAAACACAACACUCACCCAUGGAGAGGUGUUCAAACAGUUUAUCCUCCCACGCUUAAAACUAAAGAUGGAAGGCUGGGAUAGUUUCUCCAUGGAUUUCGAAACAGACCCUACAUCGUCAUUAUCCUUUGAGUCUUGCAAAGCUGCUUGCGAGGCUAGGUCCACUUGUCUCCAGUUCUCUUAUGCCAUUACUGCUUCUGGAGCUACGUGCUCUACUUCGACGCAUGUGGUACUGGGUGAAGCUGCGACUAGGCCUUGUAUAGAGUAUUCGAGCUCAGCAAACAAGUGCAUUCGCUGGCGAGACGAUGGUGUGGAUGGGGAGAGUGCGGGGCCGAUGCAGUCCGGGUGGAUGCUGCAUCGGAUAAAUUCGUAUGUGGAGGUCAUGGAUAAGAUGUGUAAUGGAACAGAGAUGGGCAAGUGGAUAGUGUGA